Penicillium paradoxum is the source of this 993-nucleotide messenger RNA. RefSeq names its product zinc-binding alcohol dehydrogenase family protein. The coding region runs from base 1 to 993 and encodes 330 amino acids. NCBI's taxonomy places the organism in Eukaryota, Fungi, Ascomycota, Eurotiomycetes, Eurotiales, Aspergillaceae. The transcript is spliced from 4 exons. Gene Ontology annotation, molecular function: oxidoreductase activity, acting on NAD(P)H. The record is from RefSeq and is a predicted model, not a curated record.
AUGGCAUUUUCAAACGAGGCAGCAUGGAUCGUCACAGAAAAAGCAAGGCCCUUCAAAGUCGAAGCAGCUCCAGAACCACACCCCCUAGAAAACGAGGUUGUUAUCAAAGUCGCCUACGCCGCCGUUAACCCUACAGAUUGGAAGAUGCAAGAAGCUCCAUACAUGGAACUCCAAUAUCCCUACAUUUUGGGAACAGACGUCAGCGGAACAAUAGUCCAACUCGGGUCCAACGUCACCCGAUUCCACCUCGGCCAGAGACUCACAAUAGCCAGCCACUCGGGAUACCAGCGGUACACGACCUGCAAGGAAAUCCUUGUAUCUGCAGUUCCCGAUUCCCUGCCACUGGGGAACGCCGCUGUCCUCCCCUUGUCGAUUUCCACGGCAGCCAGUGCGCUCUUCCAUUAUCUGGAGCUCCCAUACCCAACGCUGAACCCCAAGCCCACCGGCAAGACACUUCUAGUGUGGGGCGGUAGCUCUUCCGUGGGCAGUUCGGCGAUCCAGCUUGGUCUAGGAGCUGGUUUCGAUGUGAUCGCCACUGCUGGCAGCUCUAAUCUUGAGUAUGUCAAGAAUCUGGGGGCCUCGGCCUUCGAUCACCGAGAUCCAGAUGUCGAAGAUAAGAUCCUGCAGGUUCUGAAGCCCGGUGAUGUUGUUUUCGAUCCUAUUAGCACGGAAAAUACGCAGAGAUCUUGCGGUAGGAUUCUCGGCGCUAUUGGGGGUGGGAAGCUUCCUUUGGUGCUGCCUUCUCAAUCGGUUGUGCCUGCCAAUGUUGAUACGUUUUUUGUUAAUGGAUUGGUGCCGGGUUUGACUAACUUGGACGUUGGGGAUGCAGUGUGGCGUAACUAUAUCCCCCAGGCGUUGGCGAGUGGGAAGUUCCAGGCCAAGCCAGAUCCCUUAGUCCUCGAGGGAGGUCUAGAGAGGGUUCAGGAGGGUGUUGAUCUCCUGAAGAAAGGGGUUUCGGCGAAGAAGAUUGUUAUUGAGAUAGAGAAAGAGUAG